UUUCUUCUUUUAUCUUUUCUUCUACGUCACUUACGCAAUUCCGGGAAAGGAGAGUUGAAAUAACAUAUUUUUAUGGCGAUUGCUCCCCUUUCCCUGCACCACUUUUGCUCGUUCGUUGCUUUUAGGACUGUUGCUAAAGUUACGGGAAGCUAGUUUAACAGUUGUGUUAGCGUCGGAACUUUUAGUCGCAUUUCUGCCUCGCUCUCAUGUGACGAGCUCCCUUCCGCGGUACAUUGGUUUUUGUUACUAUAUUAUUACACCGUUCGGGUUGUUUUAAGGUGGAAUUAUGGCCACUGCUACGCCGUCUUCGCUCCAGCUGCAAGCGACAGAUGUGAUUCGAAAAGAACACCUGGACGAAGGAGGUUUUGGAGAGGUGUACCUGUGUUACCACGUCCGCCUCGGUCCUGUGGUGAUGAAGACCAUGUAUACGGGCAAACUUCGAAAUGAGGAUAGUAAGCGCUCUCUGCUGGAGGAAGGUAAUAUCAUGGCGAGCCUGAACCACCAACGGGUGGUCAAGUUGCUGGGCGUUAUCAUGGAGGACCGAGGCUGCUCUUUGGUCAUGGAGUUGAUGCCCAGGGGCAACCUUCUGGCCAUGCUGGAGACGGUGACUGUGCCAAUAUCCAUCAAGGGGAGAAUUAUUUUAGAAAUCUUGGAAGGGAUGGUUUACCUCACCGAGAAGAAAGUCAUACAUAAGGACAUCAAACCGGACAACAUUUUAAUUGACAAAGAUUUUCACAUCAAGAUCGCCGACCUUGGCCUUGCCGCCUGCAAGACGUGGAGAAAACUCACCAAGGAGGAAUCCCAGAAGAGGAGUCACCUGGGCCUGUCAGACAGGACGAGGGCUGCCGGCACGCUAAGCUACAUGGCGCCCGAGCACUUGGAGAGCGUCCACGCCGUCUCCACCGAGAAGUCCGACGUCUAUAGCUUUGCUAUUGUCGUCUGGGUCAUCGUCACAGGCAAAGAGCCGUAUGCAAAUGCCAGGAAUGAAGAUCAAAUCAGUCAGUGCGUCCGCAAUGGCAACCGCCCAGCGAUGGACCUCAUCCCCGACCAAACGCCGGAAGAGAUCUCAAACCUCAUGGUGAGGUGUUGGGUACACAAUCCGCUGCAAAGACCGACAUUUCUCGAGGCCUACCACCGCUUUUGUCCCUUCUACGAGACCAAUCUCGCACCACAUGUGGACAAAGAUUUAGUUCAUCUACAGGCUCUGUACGAAGGCCCGGAUCAGCUUGUGGAAAAGAUGAAGUCUUUAGUGAUAACCGAUGAAUGUAUCUCCAUGGACGGUCCAGCUUUUCUGAAGAGCACAGACAAAAGCGUCAAUGGGCCGGUCGAAGACAGUAUUGAGGACAGUGAUGCCCUUGAAUGUGAGACCAAUGUAGCGUCUCUGGCAGCCACCAGUGAACCAGACCCAGAAGGCUCUUUAGAGGAAAAACUGCAACAGGAGUUAAACUACCACAUACACGGCAGCUACAACCGAGACAGCACGUCUGACUUUGUCACUAAACCGCACCGGAGAAGCUUCCCAGAUAGUCUGUCUAGUUUUACAAAUAACACUCUUAGACCACCAGAGCGCGACACACCGUCCUCCGUCCAGUCCUGGACAAAAGCGGAACCUGUGCAGCCUAGUAGCCAAGACUGCACUGGGUAUUCCUGCCUCCGAGAGUCGAUGACCACUUCCACGGCAAAGUCAUCCCUCAUCCAUACGUCUGCUAGCAACAAUUCCUUGCCACCUUUCAAUCAGCAACAUCCGGAUUCCCGCUAUCACCGCCUGCAGUCCUGGCCUACGUCCUCAGUGCCUGAAACGUCAUGGGGUGCUAGCAACUACGGUGCAGCCCAAGAGUCCGGGUCGCUUCACAUCAGUCAUGCAAGGGGGAUCCAGAUCGGUAACAACAACAGCCUCAAUAUCCACUACGGCAACUCAAACGUUUCUUCAUUUCAUCCUGGUCACAUCUGGACCAGUUCUCAGCUCAAAGAAGGAAUUCAGAAAUAUGAGGACCGCGCUGUGACCGAAGAGCACCUUGACGUACUGAGGAAAAACAUCGGCGCCAACUGGAAGUUUUGCGCACGGCAUCUGGGUUUGAGCGAGGUGGAAAUAGAGACCAUCGAGCACGACUUCCACUCGGACGGCCUGUCAGAGAUGGUGCACCAGACACUGCAACACUGGAAACGGACCGGAGGGAGUCUCGGCUGUAAAAUUGGGAAGCUUUGCCACGCUCUCGAAGGCACCGUAGAAGCUAGCGUGAUUCAGAAAAUAUUGCACAUUUGCGCUUCUACUCCCAAUAUCUAAUGAACUUCUUUUUUUUGUAGUUCUUCUCAGAUUUGACAAAGUCUCUUGUAGGAAGUCAAAAUGAAAUAUUCUCUUGUAAUAAUAAUAAAUCAGCCCAAGAUAAAUCAUUUUAAAACUUUACCCAGCGUGAACGUGACAUGUCUGAUUUGAUUGGAGGCUCGAAGUGACAUUUUAUCAAGAACUUUGAAGGAGCUGGGAAAAGAGUUGAUGAAUGUAUUUUUUUUUUUUUAAUCACAAAAACAUGCAUUGAAGCAGGUACUGUAUAUGUAGACUUUUUAAAUCAAAUUUGUAAAGGUUUAAAUUCAUCUCACAACAUUUUAUUGCUCUGUACUUACUGUUUUAAAUAUUUGAGACUUUUUUUCACGCUAUAAUUCCACAAUCAAUUUCUAUGCUGUUUUUCCCAAUUUCUCAAUUAAAUCAAUAAAAUGGGCGCCUGCGCUCUCUCAAAGUGAA
Molecule: messenger RNA, 2737 nt
Organism: Syngnathus acus (greater pipefish)
Lineage: Eukaryota; Metazoa; Chordata; Actinopteri; Syngnathiformes; Syngnathidae
Gene: ripk1l
Product: receptor (TNFRSF)-interacting serine-threonine kinase 1, like
Exons: 10
Coding region: 287-2284 (665 amino acids)
Biological process (GO): signal transduction; protein phosphorylation
Molecular function (GO): protein binding; ATP binding; JUN kinase kinase kinase activity
Source: RefSeq, a predicted model, not a curated record